Molecule: messenger RNA, 1670 nt
Organism: Aspergillus nidulans FGSC A4
Lineage: Eukaryota; Fungi; Ascomycota; Eurotiomycetes; Eurotiales; Aspergillaceae
Product: DnaJ domain protein
Exons: 5
Coding region: 128-1528 (466 amino acids)
Biological process (GO): protein import into peroxisome matrix; protein insertion into mitochondrial outer membrane
Cellular component (GO): mitochondrion; cytosol
Source: RefSeq, a predicted model, not a curated record
GAAGCAGGCCUCUCCUAUAACAGGAAUCUCGUCUCGGUGCUUCUUCUUAGCCUAAACUCUACUCCAAUCCACUUGCAGUCCAGAGGUCAGCCGGAAUCACAACUGGCGGUCUUGCCGCAUUCUCAAAAUGGUUGUUGAUACUAGCUAUUACGACGCCCUUGGGGUGCCGCCCACUGCCACAGAACUUGAAAUCAAGAAGGCAUAUCGAAAGCUUGCCGUCGUCACUCAUCCUGACAAGAAUCCUGGCGAUGAGACCGCGCAUGAGCGAUUUCAAGCGAUCGGAGAAGCAUAUCAAGUCCUCAGCGAUGCCGAACUUCGCAAGCGUUAUGAUACCCACGGCAAGGAAGGGGCUGUCCCGGACCAAGGUUUCGAGGACCCGAACGAGUUCUUUGGUAUGAUCUUUGGUGGAGACGCGUUUUACGAUCUGAUCGGCGAAAUAUCUUUGCUGCAAGACCUUACGACUCGCAUGGAAAUCACAACGGAAGAGGCGGAAGAAGAUCUAGCUGCGUCGACGGAAGAGAAGCUGAACAUCAAUGAGCAGGAAGGCACGUCUGUAGGUGAAACCACCAGUUCAGGUGCGGGCUCAAGAGCCAGCGCAGCCUCGCCGUCCCCCGCCGCCUCCGGUACAAGCACUCCUCGGCCUCGCUUGGGACAGCAGGCUAUCAUGGAUAAGUCCGAUGAGGAAAUCCGAAUGCAGGCCGCCGGUGUAACAGAGGAGGAGCGCGAGCUCAGGAAAAAGGAGAAGAAGAAGGGCGGUCUUACACGUGAACAGGCCGAAAGACUCCAAGCCUUCGAACUCGAGAGACAAAAGGCGCGAGAAGAGCGAGUCGACAUGCUGGCGACGAAACUUAUCGACAAGAUCAGCGUGUGGACGGAAACUGACAAGGGUGCCGAUGUGACUCGGGCCUUUGAGGAGAAGAUUAAGCUUGAGGUGGAGAACCUGAAGAUCCAGUCCUUCGGUAUUGAGAUCCUCCAUGCUAUUGGCGCUACGUAUGUUUCAAAAGCUACCUCUUUCCUGAAGUCACAAAAGUUCCUGGGUAUUUCCGGAUUCUUCUCCCGCCUUAAGGAUAAGGGUACUCUCGCAAAAGAAGCCUGGACAACCAUCUCGACUGUCAUCGACGCACAAUUGACCAUGGAGGAGAUGGCUAAACUCGAAGAAAAGGGCGGCGAGAAUUGGACGGAUGAGAUGAGGGCCGAGUAUUCCGUAAAGGUAACGGGCAAGCUUCUCGCGGCCGCCUGGCGUGGUAGCAAACUCGAGAUUCAAAGCGUCCUUCGCGACGUCUGUGAUAAGGUGUUGGGCGACAAGAAGAUCAAGUUGGAGAAGCGCAUCGAGCGGGCUCAUGCCAUGAUAAUUGCCGGCAAUAUCUAUUCUAAGGCCGAGCGUGACCCCGACGACGAGGGAGAUUACAUGGCCUUCGAGCAGCUCAUGGCUGAUGCAACGGCAAAGAAAGCGAAGGACGAGAAGAAGAAAAAGAAGAAGCACGGUCACUCUGAGCUGGAAGCCUCCAGCCCGAAGGCCGCGUCGUAGUUGCUCGUCAUCUCGGAACCUACCCUCUCCCCUUUUCGCCCAGUCUCUCCCCGCUUAAUUAUUCCCCGUGUGCCUUGGAUAAAUAUGCCGGAUGUAUCUUUCGUCGUAGCGAAUUGUUAUUCUCUCCCGAGAGCGCUCUCUU